Molecule: messenger RNA, 1148 nt
Organism: Anopheles moucheti
Lineage: Eukaryota; Metazoa; Arthropoda; Insecta; Diptera; Culicidae
Product: cysteine dioxygenase type 1
Exons: 4
Coding region: 170-946 (258 amino acids)
Biological process (GO): L-cysteine catabolic process
Molecular function (GO): cysteine dioxygenase activity; ferrous iron binding
Source: RefSeq, a predicted model, not a curated record
GCGGGUGAAGUGUUUUAUUUUCCAACAAGUGCAUAAGGCCUGCUGCUGGCCAUAGUUCAAUUGCGAGGGGCUUUCUAGAAGACUCAAGAGACGACGUUACACAGGAAUCACAACACUUAUUGCAGCGUCGUACGGUGUCGUUAUCAGUCGAGGAAACAUAAAAAUCAUAAUGACGUCGCUGGCGGUAAUGGAGCUAAAUAACAACAACACCAACUGUGUUGGUGAUGAGAGCAGGAACGAGGAUGGCGAAAAGUAUCUACGCGAGCUAACGAAAACCUUCACCGGCAUCGACAAACCGUUGAAGAACGCGAGAAAGUGUGAAACGUUGACCGAUUUGAUCGGAGAACUGCGCAGAACGUUCGACUCGGACCAUGUCAACAUUGAGUACGUGAACCAUCUGAUGCUAAGCUAUCAGUCGAACCCGGCCGAAUGGCGAAAGUUUGCCAAAUUUGACCGAUACCGCUACACUAGAAACCUGGUCGAUGCCGGAAAUGGCAAGUAUAACCUGAUGAUUCUCUGCUGGAACGAAGGCCAUGCCUCGGCGAUUCACGAUCAUGCCGAUUCGCAUUGCUUCAUGAAGAUGCUGAAGGGACAGCUGAUGGAAACGCGCUACGCAUGGCCCAAGGAUGCGGCAGUAACGGAAGACAGUAAGGCAGACAUCGGCAAUGGCCAGACCGGGCAGGAAGAGGUCGAAUACAAUGGCGACGAGCUUGAAGAGCUUUCCAGGAGCACGCUGGAAACAAAUGGUGUGUGUUACAUUAAUGACACGCUUGGUUUGCACCGGGUGGAAAAUCCCAGCCACACCGACGUGGCUGUCUCGUUACAUCUAUACUGUCCUCCGUUCGAUGUGUGCUCCAUCUUCAACAAACAAAAUGGCAAGCGUACCAAGUGCAAGGUUACUUUCUGGAGCAAGUUUGGCAAACGAGAAUCCAAUAACGUGAACUAGUGUUGCGUUGCUCAAACCGUUGGCAUACAUCGACUGACGAUCGCAAGUGAUAGCGCGAAAUGAAUGGAUGCAUGAUAUUGAUUCGCAUUUCUACUAGUUAGUAAUUCCUCCAAGAGAAACGUUGGGCUGUAUUUCAAAUAAGAUAAUUAUACGAGAUUAUUGUUUAAAAUGAUAGGCUGCCCAGUUUUCGGGCACGAAAGUU